Molecule: messenger RNA, 572 nt
Organism: Mercenaria mercenaria
Lineage: Eukaryota; Metazoa; Mollusca; Bivalvia; Venerida; Veneridae
Exons: 3
Source: RefSeq, a predicted model, not a curated record
CGACAGUAUGAAAGCGCUACCGUAGUGUACACAAUGCAAUGGGUAUGCCACGAAUAUAAUUUUACAAGGGUAUUGAGAAAUAGAGUACUAAAAUGGCUUCUGGAGGAGUACCUGUUGACGCCGACAGGAAAGAAGCGUACUAUAUCCGGCUGCAUUUACUCAUUGUUAAGGAGGGUACAGCUAUUUUAAAGGCAAGAUUCGACAGUUUGGUACCUCCAAAUAAUCUACAUAUGAAGCUUCAAGAACGGAAAGUAUUAAACACAAUGAAUUAUGGAAAGAACAACAACCUCAUCAGCAGAUCACAGUACAAUCUACUCUAUCCGCCUGGCCGACCACCAAGUUCAGGAAACUUCGAUGUUUCUUUGCUUGUCUAUCUGCUAAGAUACAUAUGUGGCCUCAAGUCGAAGUCGAACUGGUGGAGCAUAACCGACAAUAGCAAAAUAGCAGACACAGUGCAUGACGAGGAAGCCGACAUUGUCCGAAUAAGGAAUUUGAGAAAUCAGAUAGAGCAUAAACAAGUUCCUUCACUUGAGCAGGAGGAGUUUGACACGAUGUGGGAUUUGGCUGAACAG